Balaenoptera ricei (Rice's whale) is the source of this 2283-nucleotide messenger RNA. RefSeq names its product polypeptide N-acetylgalactosaminyltransferase 16 (gene GALNT16). Lineage: Eukaryota; Metazoa; Chordata; Mammalia; Artiodactyla; Balaenopteridae. Gene Ontology annotation, cellular component: Golgi apparatus. The transcript has 15 exons. The record is from RefSeq and is a predicted model, not a curated record. The coding region runs from base 110 to 1783 and encodes 557 amino acids.
GAGCAGCCCGGCGCGAGCGAAAACAAACAGCUGGGGCUGCGAGCGCCCCCGCCCCAGCUCCGAGAGCACGCCGGCCCGGGCCCCUACUCCGGGUGCCCAGCCGCCCACCAUGAGGAAGAUCCGCGCCAAUGCCAUCGCCAUUCUGACCGUAGCCUGGAUCCUGGGCACUUUCUACUACUUAUGGCAGGACAACCGAGCCCACGCAGCAUCCUCCGGCGGCCGGGGCGCGCAGAGGGCCGGCGGGAGGCCGGAACAGCUCCGGGAGGACCGCACCAUCCCGCUCAUUGUGACAGGAACACCCUCGAAAGGCUUUGAUGAGAAGGCGUACCUGGCAGCCAAGCAGCUGAAGCCUGGAGAGGACCCCUACAGACAGCAUGCCUUCAACCAGCUGGAGAGCGACAAGCUGAGCCCUGACCGGCCCAUCCGGGACACCCGCCAUUACAGUUGCCCCUCCGUGUCCUAUUCCUCGGACUUGCCGGCCACCAGCGUCAUCAUCACCUUCCACAACGAAGCCCGCUCCACCCUCCUGCGCACGGUGAAAAGCGUCCUGAACAGAACUCCUGCCAGCCUGAUCCAGGAGAUCAUUCUAGUGGAUGACUUCAGUUCAGAUCCUGAAGACUGCCUUCUCCUGACCAGGAUCCCCAAGGUCAAAUGCCUGCGCAAUGACCGGCGGGAAGGGCUGAUCCGGUCCCGAGUUCGCGGGGCAGAUGUGGCCACAGCUGCUGUCCUCACCUUUCUGGACAGCCACUGCGAAGUGAACACCGAGUGGCUGCAGCCCAUGCUGCAGCGGGUGAAGGAGGAUCACACCCGCGUGGUGAGCCCCAUCAUUGAUGUCAUCAGUCUGGAUAAUUUUGCCUACCUUGCUGCAUCUGCUGACCUUCGGGGAGGAUUUGACUGGAGCCUGCAUUUCAAGUGGGAGCAGAUCCCUCUGGAGCAGAAGAUUGCCCGGACAGACCCCACCAAGCCCAUAAGGACACCUGUCAUAGCUGGAGGAAUCUUCGUGAUUGACAAGUCUUGGUUUAACCACUUGGGAAAGUAUGAUGCCCAGAUGGACAUCUGGGGGGGAGAGAAUUUUGAGCUCUCCUUCCGGGUGUGGAUGUGCGGUGGGAGCUUGGAGAUCGUGCCCUGCAGCCGGGUGGGCCACGUCUUCAGGAAACGGCACCCCUACAACUUUCCUGAGGGCAAUGCCCUCACCUACAUCAGGAAUACCAAGCGCACUGCAGAGGUGUGGAUGGAUGAAUACAAGCAGUAUUACUACGAGGCCCGGCCCUCGGCCAUAGGGAAGGCCUUCGGCAGCGUGGCCACGCGGAUUGAGCAAAGGAAGAAGAUGAACUGCAAGUCCUUCCGCUGGUACCUGGAUAACGUCUACCCAGAGCUCACCGUCCCCGUGAAGGAAGUGCUCCCCGGCAUCAUUAAGCAGGGGGCUAAUUGCUUAGAAUCCCAGGGCCAGGACACGGCUGGUAACUUCCUGCUCAGCAUGGGGACCUGCAGAGGGUCUGCCAAGAGCCCGCCGGCGGCCCAGGCGUGGCUGUUCAGUGACCAUCUCAUCCAGCAGCAGGGGAAGUGCCUGGCUGCCGCUUCUACCUCCAUCUUCCCCGGGUCCCUGGUCGCACUGCAGGCGUGCGACCCGAGAGAAGGCAGGCAGAGAUGGAGGAGAAAAGCCUCUUUCAUCCAGCAUUCAGUCAGCGGCCUCUGCCUGGAGGCCAAGACCACCCAGCUGGUGACCAGCAAGUGCCAGGCCGACGUCCCAGCCCAGCAGUGGCAGCUGUUGCCACACACAUGACCGUAGCCUGGGGCCUCCUGUACCUUUUGCAUGAGACUUUGGGACCGGAAGGGGGUUAGGGUGGGGGAGUGUAAAGCGGGCCGUUUCCAUCUCCUCACAUUUCUGCCGGAAUCAUCAGCAAACACCACUGCCACGACACAUGAUUCUCCAAAGCUUGUAUGGGGAGGACGCAGGGCUGAUGCCCUGCUGCCCUGGCCGCCACCCCGGCCUUGCCUGGGGAGAGGAGCAGGUCAGGAUGCUGGACUGCUACUGGGCAGAGACUGGGCAGGAGCCCUGGCCCUUUGUUACCUCCCUCCACCCUCCCGAGGUCUGGACAGUGGUUGGGGGCCUCCCCUUGUUGGCUGGGGAGAACGAGGACAGCAGCCCACACGGGUCCCACUGGGCCAGGGGUCUGCCUGUGGGAUCAGGCACGAGAGGAGAAUGUGGGCAGUGUGGACGGGGGGCAGGCUGAAGGCGGAGGAAGGGGCAGCCUGCGGGGCAGAUGGAGAACAGCAAGAGGU